ACUCAGCUGGGACGGUCCUUAUCCAUAUUGCCUGUAGACUCCACAGACCUGAGACAGAUACGUUCUGAAGACCCUGAAUCACACCCCCGAUUCGUCGUAUCCUGCAGGUAGUGCACAGGAUCGAAGUGGUCACCACUGGAGGAUAUAUCACAUACAAGUUUUCUGUUUGUCGUGAGGAACACUAGAGAGGCCAGGAUGAGUCUAAGCGACAGCGACUUCUCCGAAAUCAUCAACAUGUGGGAGGACCUGAACCUGAACUUCACCGACUCGGAGGACGGGAACGUUUCCCACGUGGAGGCGCUAGUGUGCCCGGCAGGGUUCAGCCGCAGUGCCGUCCUCUACACCAUGUCCACCCUCUACAUCUUCAUCUUCAUUAUCGGCCUGGUGGCCAACUCGGUGGUGGUGUGGGUGAACGUCCGCACGGAGCGCAACCGUUACGAGACCCACCUGUACAUCCUCAACCUGGCCAUCGCCGACCUGUGUGUGGUGGCCACUCUGCCCGUGUGGGUGAGCUCGCUGAUCCAGCACGGCCACUGGCCCUUCGGAGAGACCAUGUGCAAGCUCACCCACCUGGUCUUUAGCGUCAACCUCUUCAGUAGCAUCUUCUUCCUGGCCUGCAUGAGUGUGGACCGCUACCUCUCGGUGGCGCUGUUCGGGGACUCGAACAGCCGGCGGAAGAAGCAGGUGAGGUCGGUGGUCUGCAUCUUGGUCUGGCUCCUGGCCCUGGUUGCGUCGCUGCCCGACACCUACUUCCUUCAGGCGGCGAAGUCGACGCACUCGGACAGCACCCUCUGCCGGCCAGUGUACCCGGCGGACAGCAUCCGCGACUGGAUGGUCGGCAUCCAGCUCAGCUUCAUCGUCCUGGGCUUCGCCAUACCCUUCCCCAUAAUCGCCAUCUCCUAUGCUCUCCUGGAGGGGGCCAUCUCCUCCUCCGCCGACCAGGAGCGCCGGAUAAGCCGCAAGAUCAUCCUCACCUACAUUGUGGUGUUCCUGGUGUGCUGGCUGCCCUACCACGGCGUGCUGCUGGUGGAUGCCCUCUCCCUGCUGGGCGUCCUGCCCUUCAGCUGCCACUUGGAGAACUUCCUGUUCGUGGCUCUGCACUUCACCCAGUGCUUCUCCCUCAUCCACUGCUGCGUCAACCCCGUCAUCUACAACUUCAUCAACAAGAACUACCGCUACGACCUCAUGAAGGCCUUCAUCUUCAAGUACUCCACCAAGACGGGGCUAGCCAAGCUCAUCGACGCCUCCAGGGUGUCCGAGACCGAGUAUUCGGCCGUGGAGAACCACCUGCAGCUGUGAGGUCCUUCCUCCUCGACCCAAACCCCGUCCCAAAUAAGACUUUACCAGAACUGUGCAAGUGCUUGACGAGACCCCGUCCGGUCCUCUCCCACACGUUCCAGCCCCUCCUGAUGCCUUGAGACUAUCUGCUGUGCUCUGUCUGUGUUGGGAGAGGGCAGGGGGUAUAGCAUUAUGUAUGCAUGUAUAUAUAUGUGAGGCACUAUAAAGACCAAAAUUUUAAUGCUUUUUUUGUAAAAAAAAAAAAAAAGAAAAAAUCAAAAAAACGAAAUGCCACAAGCUGCCCUCACAGUCUGCCUGUCUUGCCAUGGCUAUAUAUAUAUCUUUUUUACUGCAGUCCCAGAGUUCCCAUUCGGUAUUGUGAAAAGCCAGUUCGCCUGGGGUCAGCCUGGUCGAAGGCCUCGGAGAUCUGUAGAAAGCACUUCCCCUUGCGCUGCAGAGUGGAGCAUGGGGCAGAGGGUCGGAGCUUGUCGUCAGGCAGACUGAAGGGCGUGUCGCCGGGGCAGACUGCCGUAGGAACCACGGCUGUGUUUAUCUGCAGCUGAGAGGUCAGUCAUUAAGCCUCCAUUACACUCCCGCUGAGAGCCGGUGCUGUCAGGGCCUGCCUGUGAGCCAGAGAAGCUCUGCCCAUAUGACCCGAGGAAUGUUGCAGAAGAUACAAGAAUGAGCUUCCAGGCCCAGUGGAGCUGUCCCUGAAAGUUCAACAGGGUGUUCCUAGUAUGCCUGUGUUUGUUUGUUUGUAUGUGUGUGUGAGUGUGUGUGUGUGUGUGUGUGUGUGUGUGGUUUCUAACUGAAUGGCUGUGUGAGAGAACAGACCCACCAAAAGGAACCCUUCCACCACUUUCCGGGUGCUUUGUAAAACUAGAAGGAAAGUGUCUUAAAAUAACUUAUAUCAUUAGAUCUUUUGUAUUUUGUAAAUAUUUUGAUAUAUUUAUACAUUAAAUGACAUGUAUGCUGUAUUUUUUUCUUUCUCUCUCUUGUUGCUAAGGUUUUGUAUUGGAAUGUUACAUGUGGAAUGGUGGAAUGUUGACUUCUACAAGACAAAGGUUUCUGAAUUAAAAGUCUAGGACAUUAUAUUGUCCAUGAUCCUACAUUACCUUACAGUGUCCUUCAAUGACAGACUCUGUAGUUCCUUAGUUGUUGUCCUAUGCAUAGGGUUAUUGUUUGCCUAAAUCUGUAAAUUCAUUGCAGUUUUUCGUAUGGUCCAGAUUCCUGGUAUAAUGAUAUGACUAAAAGUGUUGAUCGAUAGAAUAGACCAAUACUGUUAUUGCAAAAUAGCAACACGAGAAGAAGCACUUAAUAUUGAUAGAACCUUUAAAGUAUCUCUUCGUUGUUGACACAACAGUUACUGUCUCUAUAACACUGACUGAAGUUCUGUUCAAUAUGUGUGUAUAUAUUAUUUCUUUUAACCAUGUACCAUGACAGCAAGAUAUUAUACCAAACAGAAAAGGUAUAAUUUGGCAUUCUGUAGUGCAGUUUAUGAUUAUUAAACAACAUUUAAGGAAAUGUGCCUUUUCUAUAAAGUACACAUUUUUUGGGUUUGCUUUUAAUUAAUUGCAUUAUCGACACACAGUCAAUUCCAAUUUGAAUUCUCUUUAAUGUAAAACAUGGCAUGACUGCAGCUAAUAAGUGUUCAUCAACAUUUCAAAAGUUUUACAGUAGCUUGAUAUGCAUCUUUUUACUGUCUUUUGGAAACAAUAAAGAAAUACAAAUAAAUCAA
Molecule: messenger RNA, 3016 nt
Organism: Conger conger (European conger)
Lineage: Eukaryota; Metazoa; Chordata; Actinopteri; Anguilliformes; Congridae
Product: atypical chemokine receptor 3-like
Exons: 2
Coding region: 196-1299 (367 amino acids)
Biological process (GO): angiogenesis; vasculogenesis; chemotaxis
Cellular component (GO): membrane
Molecular function (GO): chemokine binding; G protein-coupled receptor activity; coreceptor activity
Source: RefSeq, a predicted model, not a curated record